This is a messenger RNA of Parnassius apollo (apollo), 1101 nucleotides long. The record is from the annotation of a GenBank genome assembly. NCBI's taxonomy places the organism in Eukaryota, Metazoa, Arthropoda, Insecta, Lepidoptera, Papilionidae.
AUGUACAAUUCAAAUUGCGACCCCUUUAAAAAAGAAAAACGAAUAAAAGAGUCUAUAUUACCAAGCUUAUUGAUGUUUUUUAUGUUGUUUGCCAAGAAUUCAUUCAGUUUAAAAUCACCGUUAAGAAUUAUUGGAGGAAAUGACACGAACCAAGAUGAGUAUCCAUAUAUCGUUCGUUUAGAAGAACAGACUAUGGAAAAUUUCACCAAUAACACUAUUAUUGCCAAGCAUGAUCAUGUGUGUACGGGAUCAGCACUUUCAGCAACCUGGGUGCUAACUGCGGCCCACUGUUGUCUUGUAACGCAUAGUAAUACUGAGAAACUUGUAAUAAGAUACGGGCACCUGCAUAAUUCACCAUUAGUUAACGAUUCAUUUAGUGAUGUUUUAUACACAGUCAGACAUCCGUUAUACACAAUCACAUACGGAGAGUUACUCAACCGAGUAAUGAAAAAUGACGUUGGUCUAGUGCGGACAACACCUAUGAAUAUAUCACGUUAUAUUAAACUUAGUGCUACAGAUUACUUGUCUUUGUAUGGCCACGAAGCUAUUAUUGCCGGUUAUGGAAUAACUAGGGCUGCUGUUCUAGGAGAUAAAAUUCAAACAGCCUCUACUCUUGAGCUGAAAAAGCCACUGCAAGUUUUGAAUGUGCUAAUUACUAAAUGCACAUAUGAUGAGCGAUUGGCUCCAGCCUUUUGCUUAGCUCCGAAGUGCGACCAGAAAGCUACUGUAUGUGGAGGCGAUUCAGGUGGGCCACUUAUCCAUCCUUCAGGGCUAGUAGGAGUAUUAUCUUUAGGAGAAAGAUCCGGAGAUUGCUUAGAUCCAACCAAAAAGAGGCAUGUACAUGUACAUGUCUCAGCAAGAAGAUGUGGCCAUCGAGUUACAGCUUGCGAAGGAGAUUCUGGUGGUCCUCUUAUUCAUACAUCGGGUAUAGCAGGAAUCUUGACUUUAGGAGAAAAAACAGCUGAUUGCUUAGCUCACGUAGCAAAAAAAUCAACGAAUGUUGCUGGUAUUGCUUUACCAAUUAGCUGGCUGCUAUCUGAUACAGGAACUUUGGGAAUGAUGGAACUUGAAGAAUAUGGUCCCAGGGGAUCAGCAGUGUGA